AUGGGCUCCCAUUCGGUAUUCCCCUUUUUACGCCUUCCUGCUGAGCUCAGGCUUGAAAUCUACAAGCACGCCUGGACUGUUUCGGAGGAAGACCACGUGUACCGAGUCGACUUCCGCUACAAGGAUAGCAAGUUCAGACUUACAGUUGACUACCUGAAAGCUCAACUUUCGGCAAUCCGCAAGCUUGGUGCUAUCAGCCAGCGCAUCCGAACGGAAUCUUAUUCGGAGUAUUUCGACCACACGCAAAUUAUGCUCCGCUACGAGCCGGCCGUGGAAAUCGACGCCAAUUCUGACAACCACGGCUGGGAUGACCGCAACAGAAGCGCACUGUACAUCAUCGGCAGCUCGUACCUUCUCCAGACUCAGGCGCGACACGUCUACCUGCAUUGGCCUGCUCGUCCAGAAUACACUGUUUUCCAGAUAAUUUUUGGUGUGGGCCACGUGGACAACCGGAUGCAAGAAGAGCUGCUCAACGAGCAGUGGGCUGUUGAGUGUCUCUCUCGCUUCAGGAACCUGAAAAGUUUGGAUGUUCAUGUGGGUGAAGGCUUAGUCCAUCAAAUGUCGAAACUUUACGGGAUGAAAUUCAGGCUUAGGAUUUGGCAUGCCGAAUCCGAUCACGAUUACAGUGGCAAGAAGAAGCUCAAGCGCUUGUUCUAUGAUGGCGAGCGCCGCGCAAAGCUGAUCGAGGCGUUGAAGACGCAUCGUCGAAAGUUGGAGAAAGCGGUUGUGCGGACGGACCUUACUUACCCCGAAGAUAUCAAGGAUUUAAAUGAGAAUCAGACGUUCCGGUGGUGGCGCCGGCUCAAGAAGGACAUCGCAGUUUUGGCUUCCGAAGGCCCUUCUAGCGCGGUAUGUACAUAA
This is a messenger RNA of Neurospora hispaniola, 861 nucleotides long. RefSeq lists its product as uncharacterized. The record is from RefSeq and is a predicted model, not a curated record. The coding region runs from base 1 to 861 and encodes 286 amino acids. NCBI's taxonomy places the organism in Eukaryota, Fungi, Ascomycota, Sordariomycetes, Sordariales, Sordariaceae. The transcript has a single exon.